Molecule: messenger RNA, 2173 nt
Organism: Effrenium voratum
Lineage: Eukaryota; Dinophyceae; Suessiales; Symbiodiniaceae
Source: the annotation of a GenBank genome assembly
GCGCCCUUCAAUGGCGGACGACGAGCUCUUUGAGGCCGUGCCGGCCCUCGCUGGCCUUCCACAGAACUCUGGCGGGGCGGGGCUUGAAUCCGAGCACUUCAAUCACACGCCCCUUGAAGACCGAAAGGUGGGCGUGCCGCCGGGAUGGGCCUCCCAGGUGAAGGUGGUGGCGUUGAGCGUCUUCACCGCGGGCAUCGGCUGGGCCAUGUUCUCCUUCAUGGCGAACAUGAGCAUCGGCCAGCUGGAGCUGGGGCACCCGCGCAACGCCGGGACCGAGGCGGUGCAGUGCUUCCUCCCGACCAGGGAGACAGACCGGCACCUGCGGAAGCUGCUGCUGCGCCUGAGGCAUCGAGAGAGAACUCCGGAGCUGGAGUGCCACGUGAAGAACAUGGUGAACAAAACCUGCAGCGACGUAGAAGUGCCAGUGGCCAGCAUCAACGGCCACAUGGUGCCCAUGGCCGGCGGCGUUGACUGGCUCCGCUGGUGGGCCAAAGUCUUCCUGGUGCUGUCGCUGCUUCUCCUGCUGGGCAUCACCACCCAUGACUUGGCCAUGCUCAGCCUGGUGAAGCAAGAGGAGAUCAUGGACUUUCGCAGCCUCCGCUGGCAAUUCCCGGUGAUCCGACGAUCCUUUGCGCUGCUUGCCGGGGUCAAAGUCAUCCGCCAGCUCCUGCAGAAGAGCGGCCUGGGGCGCUGGGCGCAGCUGCUCUCGCGCCUAGGCAUGCCCUUCCUGGUGGUUUGGAAUCUCUGCCUGGCUGUCUUCGUGCUGAGCCCACUUUGCGUGGCCUUGUUUCUACUGCACCCCAUCCGCCUCUCCCGGGCGGCCGUUUUCGUGCAGAGCCUCGUGUGCUCCGUCUACAGCCUGUGCUUCCUGGUGCAGAUCACCGUGUGGUUGCUACAUCGGCACUGGCGGCCCUGGUAUGCCCUCACCUGGUCCCACGCGGGCGUCAUCUCAGAUCGCAAGGUGGACUGCCUUUGCGGAUGCGAGUACUCCGUGAGCAACCACGCCCUUUUCCAGCUGAUGAUGAUCGCCGUCACCUCACUCGCCAAGUCGCUGAUGGUGGCCAUGCGUUGCGUGAAAGGGCUGCGUCGCUCGCAGUGGGCCAACCUGAUCACUGUGCUCUUCAGCGUGCCCAUCAACGCGUACCCGGUGACCUGGGCCUCCUUGGACGCGGAGCCCCCCGAGGGAUGCGACGAGACGGAGACCCAGGGGGAGCGCGCCUUCGACCCCUUCGUACUCAUGGACGAGCAGAUCAAUAGCAAGAACCUGCGCUUGGAGCUUGCGGCCAUCCAAUGGCAAGGGACGCCCCGGGGAGGCGACGUCACCCCUCGGGAGGCCGACGCCAUUGGCUGCUGCGGGUUUCCCUACGCACGGCGGCGAAGACCCAAGCGGUGGAGUCUGUCCUUUGCAGUUGCCCUGAACUUCAAAGCUACCAUGGCGCCAGACCUCGAAGAGGAGGAUCUGCGGACUCAGGUGGAAGGCUUCCUGUCACAGCUACCGCCCAAGGAUGCCCGCCAGGUCCUGGACCGGCUGCGGCGGCGCCUGGCGGCCGGGGAGCCCCUCAGCGCCCGCAAGGUGGCAGACCACGUGGACGAGUCCUGCGAGUUCCUGGCCGAGCUUCUUGCCUUUUGCCGCAAUGAUGAGGUGGUAGCUGAGGUAUUGCACCGUGUCGGGGAGGAGGAGGCAGAGGAGGAGCAGCUUCUGGGCCGUUUCCUGGACUCCCGCCGGCGCCGGCGCCUGGAGCCGGUGCGCACGCUGGGCCCAUGGGAGGAGCACUUCGCAGGCGGUCGCAGGUACUUCUACAACAACGACACGCAGAAAACCCAGUGGCACGUGCCCAAUGACUGGCCGGCGCAGGUUGAUGCUGCAAGCGCGGAGCACCAUAGCAGGCGAGACUUCGAGAUCACUCUGGUGGAUGCCAAGGAGUUUAUGGAGUUCACGCCGGGCAUCCUCCGUGCUUUUGUGCGGCCUUCGCAUUUCGAGUCGCUCAGCUUCUGCCUAGAGCCGGUGAUGACCAAGAUGGCCGUGACCUUCCUGGCAGGUGAGGUGAAGAAGCUCGAGUUUGAGAAUGGCCAGGUGGUUGCCCAGAUCCGUCCACUGGAUCCCAGAAAAGCAGAGGGCGAUAUGCUCACGCCUCAACAUGAGCACGGAACCGCACGGGAGCCUUUCAAGUAG